Molecule: messenger RNA, 332 nt
Organism: Nanorana parkeri
Lineage: Eukaryota; Metazoa; Chordata; Amphibia; Anura; Dicroglossidae
Gene: RBIS
Product: chromosome unknown C8orf59 homolog
Exons: 3
Coding region: 9-305 (98 amino acids)
Biological process (GO): ribosome biogenesis
Cellular component (GO): nucleolus
Source: RefSeq, a predicted model, not a curated record
AGUAAACAAUGGCCAAAACCAGGGGAAAAGGACAGAAACAAAACAAUGUAUUUCAUGUUGCAAACAGUAAAAGUGUGAAAGCCAAAAACAAAGCCAAAGCAGUCAAAUCCUCACUGAAGAAGAUCACUGUUUAUAACAAAGACAAAGUGAGCAAAGUAAACAAAGCUUUCACAGAACUGCACAAAGAUGUGGCACAGUUGAAAAAGACGACUGCAUCAAAACCAAAGCCAAGCCAGAUUUCCAAGCCAACGCCAGAAGCCCCUGCAGAUGUGGACAAUGCAGCAGAUCUAUUAUCACAGCUAUAGACUAUAUUCAAUAAAAACAGUUACAAU